AUGGGUGUGAAGACCGUUUCCAACGAGUUCUCGAGCUCCAUCCCUCCCAGGAGGUGGUUCAAGGCCUUGAUCCUCGAGUCCCACAACCUCCUCCCCAAGCUUGCCCCUCAGACCAUCAAAAGGAGUCGCUUCAAGUUCGUCAAAUACAAAAUCGACGAAGUUGAUGAAAACAACUGCACCUGCAAAUACAGUUUGAUUGAUGGAGAUAUGCUGGGGGACAAGCUUGAAACCAUCAAAUAUGAGGUUAAGUUUGAGGCGUUUGGUGAGGGGAGUGGUGACAUUGAACUCAAAGAUGAGGACAUCCAAGCUGGCAAGGACAAGGCCUUAGCCGCUUACAAGGUCGUCAAAGACCACCUUGUUGCCAACCCCUCUGUUUGUGCUUAA
This is a messenger RNA of Vitis vinifera (wine grape), 384 nucleotides long. RefSeq names its product major strawberry allergen Fra a 1-3-like. The record is from RefSeq and is a predicted model, not a curated record. Bases 1 to 384 code for a protein of 127 amino acids. Gene Ontology annotation, cellular component: nucleus; cytoplasm. Gene Ontology annotation, biological process: abscisic acid-activated signaling pathway. The transcript is spliced from 3 exons. Gene Ontology annotation, molecular function: abscisic acid binding; signaling receptor activity; protein phosphatase inhibitor activity. Lineage: Eukaryota; Viridiplantae; Streptophyta; Magnoliopsida; Vitales; Vitaceae.